UUAAGCAGAAGGAGACAAGUAUAUCAGUCUGCCACAUAUAGAUUUAGCAGACGAGACUGCAAGUUGGAACGGCUGCAGGUGUAAUUGACAGUCGACGAUGACGUUCAAAAAAGGCCUCCCUCAUUUUGCAGCGGGUACGGUAGUGAAAGGGUUUGGAAGAGGUUCCAAAGAACUUGGCAUUCCUACAGCUAAUUUUGAACCACAUGUUGUGAAGGAACUGCCAGUUGAACUGGAAACUGGCGUUUACUUUGGCUGGGCUCAAAUUGACAACGGAGCUAUUCAUAAAAUGGUUAUGAGUGUUGGGUGGAAUCCAUACUACAAGAAUGUUGAGAAAUCCAUGGAAACCCAUAUUUUACAUAAAUUUCCAUCAGAUUUUUAUGGACGUUACCUGAAAGUCUGUAUGUUGGGUUACCUUCGUCCAGAAAAAGAUUACUCUUCCUUAGAUGCAUUGGUUGCAGACAUAAGAAAUGACAUUUCUGAAGCAGAAAAACAAUUAGAACAAUCUGCCUACAUCACCUUGAAGUCCCAUGAGUUCUUUACAUCAGACAGUAAAAAGGUUGAUAAUAAUCAGUAGCAGGCUACACAUUAAGAGAGAUUGUUGGGAACAAACUUUUGUUUAUCAUUAACAUCGCUGUUUUAUAAAGUUUUAUAGUUGAUACAACACUUGAAAGUCUGUGAUCUAAAAUAUUUGUGAUUGACAACAUUGAAAAUUACAAAGUGUAGUUUUUUUGUUUUUUUUCUCUCUUGUUAUUCUACUUGUUUGUUGCAAUCAAACACAAAGUAAAAACUGUCUUAUUGUGUCUAGUUAAUACUUUUCUCUGUUAAAUAUCUUCGUGUGGUAUUGGUGUUGAUAAUUGAGUACAUAUAUUGUCACACUUAUUCUGAAUACAUUAGUAAGUAAAUGGCACACUACUUUUAUAACAGAUUUGCCUACCACUAAUAUGGCAUUCAAAGCUCUUGACAAAAUUGCUUAAUUGUACACAGCUGACCAACAGCUGUUAAUGUACUCAGCAGUAUUUAAAAAAAUGACAAAGCAUGAAAUGAAAACUGAAAUGCUGUACUUAAACUUAAAACCUUAUUUAUUGGUUUCUAAAUCGUGUAAUAAAAUUUGGCUCUGCUUUACAA
This is a messenger RNA of Frankliniella occidentalis (western flower thrips), 1125 nucleotides long. It is a transcript of the gene Rfk, whose product is annotated as riboflavin kinase. Gene Ontology annotation, molecular function: riboflavin kinase activity. The record is from RefSeq and is a predicted model, not a curated record. Gene Ontology annotation, biological process: FMN biosynthetic process; riboflavin biosynthetic process. Lineage: Eukaryota; Metazoa; Arthropoda; Insecta; Thysanoptera; Thripidae. Gene Ontology annotation, cellular component: mitochondrion. The transcript is spliced from 4 exons. The coding region runs from base 98 to 574 and encodes 158 amino acids.